AGUAAUUUAAUUCCGUGCAUGGCAACAUUAGUCGUCUAAAUUUGUACAAUGGCGGCUAUGUCCCCGUCGGAGCGACGUUUGCAAAAAGAACUCAUGUCGUUAAUGAAGGAACCUCCACCGGGUGUUACCGUGGACGGAGACCAGGCCAGCCAAAAUCUGACACUAUGGACAGUUCACAUGGAAGGAGUGCCCGGAACGCUGUACGAAGGUGAAAAAUUCGUGCUCCAGUUCAAAUUUACAAAUAAAUACCCCUUCGACUCGCCAGAGGUAACGUUCAUCGGUAACAAUAUACCAGUGCAUCCUCACGUGUACUCUAACGGCCACAUCUGCCUCUCCAUACUGACGGACGACUGGUCGCCGGCGCUCUCCGUGCAAUCAGUCUGCUUAUCUAUAGUAUCCAUGCUUAGUAGCUGUAAAGAAAAGAAACGACCACCGGAUAAUUCGUUUUACGUGAAAACAUGCAACAAAAAUCCUAAGAAAACGAAAUGGUGGUACCACGAUGACUCAGUCUAACAGCGCAUCGCGGCUAUAUCGAGCACGGACGAUAAAUCAAAUAAUGUGAUAAGUGUUAUAUCGAUGCAGUAUGAUAACAUAUGUAUAUACAAGUGAGUGACGACUGACAAUGGUGCGGAUUGAAUCAGCUGUGUUUACUGUGCUAGUGUUCCCGUCUGGUUCUAUUUUAUUAUUUGUAGUCCUAUUUUAUCUGUGCGUGUCAUAGAUUAUAUUUAAUUUUUGUUUUUUUUUUUGCAAUAUAAAGUUAAAGUUUCUCUGUCUAGUGUUUCAUUGUUAGGUUAUAUUUCAGUGUAAUAAAUUUUAUUAAAGAAUGUACGAGAUUAUAUUAUUUUUUCAAGGACAUUUUGGUAGCUUUUAAUGAGUUACUGUUAAGUACAUACUUUUUCAGUUGUGUAACGUUUAUGCUCUAUUUUACUCUUAAAUAUAAUUGAUCAAAUUCUUUUUAUUAUACAGUAUUUGAGUCAAUAUCAAAAACUAAUUAUACCUAAGAAUAGAGAGCUUACAAAAAUGUGAGUAAAAUAAAAAGUAUUAACAUUUUUCAUUCAACGCACUGCGUUCAUAGCACUUCUGUCAUACUCACUGUUCUAAGGUAUCAAGUCAUUGUACCCUUAAGCUGUAUCAAAAUUAUUAUAUAUGUACUUUAAAAGAUAUGAAAAUGUUCGGAGGGAUCGAGAAUUAUUAUGACCAGACUAGAUUGACCAUUAUUAUGUACUAUUGUAUGCUAUAUGUAUGUAUCGAUUUCGCUAUAUAGCGGAGCCAGGCCGUGUAGUUAUAUAGUAGAUUGAUAGGAUAACAAAUUAAUAAAGCAUUAAUAAAUUAUUAGCCUUGAAUAA
Melitaea cinxia (Glanville fritillary) is the source of this 1346-nucleotide messenger RNA. RefSeq names its product ubiquitin-conjugating enzyme E2 W. The record is from RefSeq and is a predicted model, not a curated record. NCBI's taxonomy places the organism in Eukaryota, Metazoa, Arthropoda, Insecta, Lepidoptera, Nymphalidae. Bases 49 to 513 code for a protein of 154 amino acids. The transcript has 6 exons.